This is a messenger RNA of Populus trichocarpa (black cottonwood), 1583 nucleotides long. RefSeq lists its product as uncharacterized. NCBI's taxonomy places the organism in Eukaryota, Viridiplantae, Streptophyta, Magnoliopsida, Malpighiales, Salicaceae. The coding region runs from base 214 to 1266 and encodes 350 amino acids. The transcript has 4 exons. The record is from RefSeq and is a predicted model, not a curated record.
AACGGAGACUUGGCAUUGUUUAUUGCCGUAUGGAAUGCCCAACCAAGCACAAUGACAUCCAUAAAAAAGUCUCCACAAAUUCAAAUUCUAAAGGGAUAGACAGCCGAGAUAACUUUACCUGCACACAUUCACAUACAAACUCCUUACUCCAUCCAAUCCCAAACACCACUUCACUCUCUCCACCACACACACUUCAAGCUAAACUAAACUAUCAUGCUCGGUAGAGGCACAGGCAUGGGCGGUGGAAGCGGAGGAGGCAGCGUGUUAAGGGUCUUUGGUCGUGCUGUUGCUAGGGCUGGUGUUACCAAUCUUCAGGAACCCAUCUCUACUACCAACUCAUCAUCUCCUAACACUAGUACCACUACUACUGUUACUUCACCCAGGGGAACCCGAAAGGUUAUCUCCCCUAAUAAUUUGACUCUUUCUUCUUCUGGCUCCGCUCUCAGUCUUCCAAUACCCGCUGAUUCUGGUGGACCAGGUCCCACUUCCUGGUCUCCUUUUUCUGUCUCCCACUGUGAUGAUUACGACUGGGUUUCUGUUGAUGACGGGAGUGACGAGGAGAGGCCUGUUGGGUUUGAUGAUGAUUUUGUUUUUGGUCCUGUUCCUUCCAUUGACGAAGUUCAUGAAGCCGUCACUGCCCUUACCCAUGUAUUUGAUGCCCCCUCGCAUUCCCAACUCAUUAGAGAUAAAUUUUCAUGCACUGUGGACAAGGAUUUAGCUUAUCAAAUUUCAGGCCCAACUUUGCUGAACCGAGUUUCUUCAGUUGGGUCAGAGUUAGAUUGGAAGGAGCCUUCUCCUGUUCCGUGUGAUCCAAGAGCACUGCUCUGUUAUGGAUCUCAGAGAGUUCAUGAAGCUUUCCGUUUGUUGCAGACAGAGUCAUCUGUUCAGAAAAUGGUUGUCUCAUUAUCUUCUGAUAAAGCUGUUUGGGAUGCUGUUUUGAAUAAUGCUGCCGUUCGGGAGCUGCGGGAAACCUACUAUGCAGAUGAAAACACUGAUCCACCAACUUCUGAGAGCUUGGCCGAGACUGGCGAAGAAUCCAAUCCAGCUUUGAAUUUUGUCAAGUGGAUAUUUGAUAACACAAGAGCGAGAGCCAUGGAAAUAUUUGAGACAAUAACAAAACUGGUGAACGAGUUUUUUAAGCCACCAGCUGGUGAGAAGACGUCAGCAGGCACCAAGGAUCCAUUUGAGGACAAGCUGAGAAGCUCAUUCCUGCUUUCCAUAAUGGUCCUGCUGAUUGUAGUUGUGACUCGAGCCCAGAAGGCAUGACCAUAAUUUGACGACAUGACAAGUAGUAUUCUCCCCGUGGUGUUGUGGAAGGUCCUGAUUGGGUUGCAUAACUCGAGUCCUUUAGCUCAAUUCAUUCUUGUGGAUUUGGCAGUAUAUGUAUAUCCUUAUGUAAUGAAUUAUACAGUUAUUUGCUAAGAGAGUUACUCCCAGUAGACUUGAAUCCUCUUGGCAGGUCAUGUGUACAUAUUUUGGAUUUGUGAAACUUAAAGCUGGUUUUGUUAAGCAACCAUAGCUUGUCAAGUGGGUUGGUGUUGCCAGAUUCAUGUUUCGUUGAAUCGAUGUUUGUGUUUUCAUUA